Messenger RNA from Hermetia illucens (black soldier fly), 868 nucleotides. It is a transcript of the gene thoc7, whose product is annotated as THO complex subunit 7 homolog. Gene Ontology annotation, cellular component: THO complex part of transcription export complex. Gene Ontology annotation, biological process: mRNA export from nucleus; mRNA processing. The record is from RefSeq and is a predicted model, not a curated record. Lineage: Eukaryota; Metazoa; Arthropoda; Insecta; Diptera; Stratiomyidae. Bases 126 to 782 code for a protein of 218 amino acids. The transcript is spliced from 3 exons.
UUACCAACAUUUGGUUUCGUGCUGAAUCUCUCCAAGGGCUACCCUUAAUUUCACCACGACUGUCAUCCACCGAAUGUCAGGUUAUGUUUUUGUUUACGCCACUCCGUUGAUCGCAGAAUAACAGGAUGACUGAUGAGGAUGUAAUCAAGCGGCGCCUUUUGAUCGAUGGCGACGGGACUGGCGAUGAUCGACGGUUGAACGUGCUUUUAAAAACUUUUAUAAAAUGGUGCAAUACAAACGACUCGCCGGAAAAUAACCAGAUAAUGUACGACCGCCUACUAGCUCAGCUUGCACAGUGCGAGUUUGCCGUCACCAAGUCAGACUUUGCCACGAAAAUGAUGAAACAAGAACUGAAAAACUACGAAACCAUCUCGGACACGAUUGAGGGCAGCAUUGAGGUUGCAAAGCGAGAAAUUGAGGCGAGCAAGGAGGACCUCAUACUGGCCAAGAAAAUCCGUAAGAAUCGCAUGGAGUACGACGCUCUGGCGAAAGUCAUUAAUGCUCAGCCGGAUCGGAAGAAGACCACGGAGCAGCUGGACAACCUCACGAAGGAGCUGAACGAGCUGGAAGAGAAGAAGGCUCAGUUGCAGAGGAAGCUGGAUACGAGGAAGAAUGACUUUUUGGUGCUGAUGCGGUCAAUAAAGGAAUUGCAAAGUAAUUUGGACGACAGCUCGUCGGAUGAGGAGGGAAACGAUGAGAAAAUGUCGAUGGAUGAUGACGACGAAAAGGUCUUUGAAAUAUAUGUUCCUACGAGUCCAGUGUAUGGAGGUGAAAUUAUAUGAUGUGAGGGUGUGUCGACAGCAGAUAGCGUCUAGAUUUAUAUGAAAGGAAUUGAAUUGAAACUGAAUAUAUCUUUAUCUCAAAUUUA